Populus trichocarpa (black cottonwood) is the source of this 2992-nucleotide messenger RNA. RefSeq names its product leucine-rich repeat extensin-like protein 3. The coding region runs from base 309 to 2492 and encodes 727 amino acids. NCBI's taxonomy places the organism in Eukaryota, Viridiplantae, Streptophyta, Magnoliopsida, Malpighiales, Salicaceae. The transcript has 2 exons. Gene Ontology annotation, molecular function: protein binding. The record is from RefSeq and is a predicted model, not a curated record.
UUUAGCUGUCCUUCGAUGCAUUAUUUCUUCUUCUCCUUCACACAUAUCUCCAAAAUCCCUAGAAAAAACCCCAUCUCCCUCUCUCUCUCCUUACGCCCAAAAACACAUCCCCAUUUCUCUCCUCAAAUCUCUCUCUUCUCUCUCUCUCUCUCUCUCACAUUCUGUGUCUCAGAUCUCGAACUGCAUAGCUUUUGCUUCAUCAACCCAUUCUCUUGCAACUCUACUUCGGGGGAGAAUUAGGGAGGUGGUAGGAAGAAGAGCCAAAAGAACUGAAAGUGGCAUUUCGGAUAUCAGAUGUCUCAUGUGAGAUGAAGAAGACGACCCACUCCCAUCUUCAUCUCUCACUUCUCAUUGCCUUGUUUCUUGGCACAGUUGUGUGCCUCUCUGCUGCUAAGCAAGCACCGACUAUCUCUAGCUAUGGAGGCCUCAGUGACGCCGACGCUAUGUACAUCAAGAAGCGGCAGCUUCUUUACUACAAAGACGAAUUUGGUGACAGAGGAGAGAGAGUCACAGUAGACCCAUCUCUUGUUUUUCCGAAUCCAAGACUUAGAAAUGCUUACAUAGCAUUACAGGCUUGGAAACAAGCCAUCUUCUCAGACCCUCUAAACCUUACAGCCAAUUGGGUUGGAUCCCAAGUUUGCAACUAUGAGGGGGUUUUCUGCGCUCCAGCUCCGGACAACAAAACAAUCCGUACAGUUGCCGGCAUUGAUCUCAACCACGGUGAUAUUGCAGGGUACUUGCCUGAGGAGCUUGGCUUGCUGGUGGAUCUUGCAUUGUUUCACAUCAACUCUAACAGGUUUUGUGGGACUGUACCUCGUAAGUUCAAGGACAUGAGGCUGCUCUUUGAACUGGAUCUUAGCAACAAUCGGUUUGCUGGGAAAUUUCCACAGGUUGUGCUCAAGCUGCCUUCACUCAAAUUCUUGGAUCUGAGAUUCAACGAGUUUGAGGGUACUGUACCAAAAGAGCUAUUUGACAAGGACUUGGAUGCAAUCUUUAUCAAUCAUAACAGGUUCGUUUUCGAUCUACCUGAAAAUCUUGGCAACUCCCCAGUAUCUGUCAUCGUUUUGGCGAACAACAAAUUUCAUGGAUGUGUGCCGUCAAGCUUAGGUAACAUGUCAAACCUCAAUGAAAUCAUCCUCAUGAACAAUGGGUUUAGAUCUUGCAUGCCAGCAGAGAUAGGUUUGCUUAAAGACCUAACAGUCUUGGAUGUUAGCUUCAAUCAAUUAAUGGGUCCAUUACCAGACGCAUUUGGUGGAAUGGCGAGUCUUGAACAGCUCAAUGUAGCUCACAACAUGCUCUCAGGGAAGAUUCCGGCAAGUAUUUGUAAGUUGCCGAAUUUGGAUAACUUCACCUUCUCUUAUAAUUUCUUCACUGGAGAGCCACCAGUGUGUUUGAGUCUACCGGAUUUCAGUGACAGGAGGAAUUGUUUGCCAGCAAGACCAUUACAGAGAUCUGCUGCACAAUGUAACGCAUUUUUGUCUAGACCUGUUGAUUGCAGCUCGUUUAGAUGUGCUCCUUUCGUUCCAUCUUUGCCUCCUCCCCCUCCUCCCUCACCUCCAAUGCCGGUACCUUCACCUCCACCUCCACCACCAGUUGUUAUUCCACUGUCACCUCCACCCUCUCCGCCACCUCCAAUAUUUUCACCCCCGCCACCAGUGCACUCUCCACCUCCGCCCCCUCCACCAGUGUACUCUCCGCCUCCUCCCCCUCCACCUUCUCCAUCGCCGCCACCACCCCCACCCGUAAAUUCACCACCACCUCCACCGCCCUCUCCCCCACCGCCCUCUCCCCCACCUAUUCACCCCCCCCCACCCCCUCAAUCGCCCCCCCCACCUUCUCCACCAUCACCAGUGUAUUCUCCUCCACCGCCUCCUACUCCACCUCCCCCACAAUCAUCACCGCCACCACCACCAUCCCUGUCUCCCCCGCCGCCUCCUACACCACCCCCACCAUCUCCAUUACCUCCAUGUGUACGUUCCCCACCACCGCCUCCACCAAAUUCACCACCACCUCCAUCACCAAUAUUCUCCCCACCACCACCUAUUCCUUACUAUUAUAACUCCCCACCACCCCCAUCACCUCCACAUUCGCCUCCACCUCCACAUUCGCCUCCACCACCAGUUUAUCCUUACUUAUCACCUCCACCACCACCUCCUGUCAAUUCUCCACCUCCCCCAGUUUAUUCAUCACCGCCUCCACCCCCACCUUGUAUAGAACCGCCUCCACCUCCACCUCCACCAUGUAUAGAGUAUUCACCACCUCCACCCCCACCUUCAUCGUCACCGCCUCCUCCUAUACAUUAUAAGCCACCACCAUCACCAUCCCCACCACCACCACCAGCAGUUUACUACCAUUCUCCCCCACCAUUGUCGCCUCCACCCCCACCCGUAAUCUAUGGAAGUCCGCCACCUCCGACUCCAGUGUAUGAGGGACCAUUACCACCAAUCACAGGGGUUUCAUAUGCUUCACCUCCACCACCACCCUUUUAUUGAUUCUUUUGAGAAUUUCCGAUCUCUAACCUUCCAUCAAACAAGGAGAGAAAUACUAUGGAUUUCGUCAUCAGGGUUUCUUUUUUCCUCUUGUGGGCGAUUCUCGUCGCUCUUCUAGAGAAAAUUGAGAAAGAGUCUGGGCAGUUUACAUGAUUGAAUCAUCUCUUGCAGAUGGUCUCAGUCAGAUUUAUUGCAUUGUUAUUACUGAUCAUUGUUAAAGAAUUGAAGCAAAGAAGACAAUUUAGAGAGGUAAGAGGGGAAAUUGUCUCCAUAUUUAUUUGAAUUGUUAUGGAAUAUUUGAGUUGCGAAAUAAAAAUGGCAGAGAAAGAUCAGUAGGUUGCAGAGAGAGUGCAUGUAUAGGGAUGGAACGGAGACCAUAAUCAGGGCUAGCUAGCAUUGCUGCUCGAUUGUGUUCUUUUUUCUUUUUUCUUCUUUUAUCAUACCUGGUUCCUUAUUUUUGUUUUUCGAUUUAUAGUAUAAUAAUCACGAACACUUCACUUGUA